GUCUUCAACGAUAGACCUACGCGUGACGUCAUCGCCGACGAGAGGUGUUCAGGAUCCUCGGAGAGACAGAUCCCGCGCGCCCGGGCAACCUGAUAAACCCAGGUAAACGCUGUUGUUUCGGCUCUAUUCUGUCAGUCAUAUCGUCUCAGUAUACAUCGAGAGGAGAUGGCAGGAAAACGGUUUCAGCCGUGUGAAUCUUAAUGUGUAUCGCUGACGGCCGGCAACCACAGAGACCGCUCACUUGCUCGACGGCCUGUUCUGGCUAACGAGCUUGCUAGCUCAGGCUAGUAGGUAGUUGUCUAUCAAAGACACAAUAAACACUCCCUCAUUGUGUGUCUCUGUAGUAUUCCUCGUCAGUCUCAUCCAAUAUUUGCCACACAUACGCUUUAAAUAGCCGUUAAAAUGCUGCUACCAACACCGUGUAAGGCAUCUAUUGCUAGUUUGCCCGUCGACUGUCUUGUGUUUUGGGAGACGGUGACGCCGUCACCGUGAUGAUGGCGCACACUCAGACUGGCUAUUUGACCAGAAUGCAGUCAAAGACUCAAAUAACACGAAAGAACCAAAUGUUCACCUUAAGAAAGCUUGCAAUGGUGUGGGUAAUAUGCAGUUUGUACACUUCUAUGACUGUACUUUCGUUGUACAGCGUACACAGAAAUGACGUCCAUUUCGAAACCAAGCAAUAAUCUAUGCCCCGUGGCCUAACGUCAGGAUCUUGGCUCCUCGACGAUGGUCGCUCGCCAGCAGUCCUUACUUUGCAGUUUGUCGUUUGAUCUUCCAUAUCGGGUUAUGGCUCUCAACGCUGGCAGACGUGUUUCGGUCUGUCGUGUUAGUAUAGCCGGGUAAUAUAGACACAAAGCAUUGGCAUCCAGUCGACUGGUGUGUUUAGACAGACCACUCAUGCAUAGGCCCCGUUACCUAGCAUACAGUCUCUGCUGGUAUCACCUGUAAGAGUAGCACAUGAUUUUACAGGCGUGAAACUUGUAGAUUUGAGUCUUGCUGUUCCCCGAAUUCACGUGUGUAACAACAUAGAGACAUGUCUAGUGUCACUUAGUAUUCUUCCUGCAGUCACAUGCUUGCUUGGAUAUGGACUUCUGCCUCAAGGUGCUCAAAGGCUGACGCUGUUAGAACCUUUAAUUCUAAUGCCAUCUGUGCUGGUUCAUGUUUUUCUGCAGACUUGUAAAUGUUGGGAAUGAAUGGAGAGUCAUGAAGUAGUUUGUUAUGUUGUGUUGAUGGUUGGGUAUGCAGAAAUCACUGCAUUAUAGUGUGGAAAGUAUGGAAAUUUAUUAAUUUUGAUGACGAUGUCAAAUGACACGCAUUUACAUGUUAAGCAGUGAACAAAACAAUCUCAUAAAACGAAGUUGGUGAUAACAGUAUUAGAGAUGCAAGUGUCUUUUGAAACUAUGUUUGCAAAUACACUUAACUGACUCCAAUUGUGAGUCCGAGUGCCAAGUAACAGGUAGAGUUACCUGGACAUAGACAAUCAUAAAGCCAUCUUCAAAAUACUGAUGUGUAUCAAUUUUCCACUUUUACAUUUUAAAGUAAUGAUUACCCAAACCAUUCUAGUGUUAAGAAAUCCCAGCACCAAAACCUGCAUGUGCACAUAGUUUUCCAGCUGUUUUGAUCACUAACACUUAAUGUGGAGAAUUGGGACUCACUGGUACAUAGCUUGUUUUCAGACACUAACUACCUCAUUUGAGAGAAUUGGCAUGACAGCCAAAAUUUUGUUAUUCACAGGUUGCAGUAACAGAGAUACAGAUUCCUGUGUAUUGCACCAGUUUGAUAGCAGCAAGCCCACAAAGUCAGUGUUUUGGUCUUCUGUAAAUUAAAGAAAAUGAAAGAAUGUAAUUGAUUGUUCCAGGCUUAAUGAUAGCCCUAUAUGUUUGCAAUGGUGCUAUCUGUCUGUCUGUCUAUCUGUCUAAUCUAAUCGAAUGCUAUAAAAUGUGUAGUGGUGGUUAGGGAUGGGAAUUGAUAAGAUUUUAUCGAUAUUGAUGCCAUUACGGAUUCUGCUUUUUGAUUAAAUUCUUCAACGAUUCCCUUAUCAAUGCCUUUCUUUGAUUAAAAAAAAAAAAGAGUAUAGGAUAUCAACAUUAACUAAAAUUUUUAUUGAGUCUCUGAUAACAGAAGAAGAUGUAUGCCACCUUCAGUGAGAGUCUAAAAAAUAAUCAAAUGACAAACUAUUUGUACAGCAAUUAAUUUGGUUGGUAUAAAUUAAAAUACAUAAUACUACUUGAGAAACGUUGAAUGUCACGCUGUCGUCGUCUUUCUUGGUAAAAUGAAGCCACGCUUUAGAUCGUUUCUGCCUACUUUUCGUACCGUCCGCCAUGUUUUUUUUUCUCAGCCUGUGUUCUCGUUCACGUAGACUGGCUCUCGUGAGAUCGUUUUCCAAGUCACCUGAAAGAAAGGAAUCUUUAAAGGAAUUGUUGAGAUAAAAUGAAAAGGAUGUAGAUGGAUUGAACCAUUUGGAACCAGUUCUCAACAAGAAUCGGUUCUCGAUUCCCAUCCCUAGUGGUGGUGGGCAUUUUCAGUAAUCCCCAUGCUUGAUUAAUUUAAUUACUUUUUCAAUGAGUAAUCAAGUACUCAAAUUUUUCACCAGUCAGCAAAGUUUUUUGUGGUAUGCUGUUGAUCAGUACUGUGUGUCUGAAGGACAGCGGUCUUCAAUUCCCAGUUGUGAAUGAAAUUACAAGUGAUUGCAACACUCACUUCGGUAGUGAAACCUGUCUGUGCCUUUAACUCUGCAGCGCUUUCGUCAUGUAUUUUCCCACUCUCGUCUUGUAGUAGUCGUCUGCUGUAAUGGUGGCUUGUACUCUGCUUCAACAAAUGCCAUUAACUCAUGGAAGCUGUCUGCUCCCACAAAACUUGAUGGUAGUAUGUCUCCAGUUACUGUCAUUAGUUGGCUAAUCUUCCCCAUUCUAGUAUUAUCCUCACAAUGGCGCCUGCCAACAGGGCUAGCAAAUGUUGUGUUGUAAGAAUGCCUAUCAAAUGUCCAUGCCAUCUCCUCCCAGUUCUUUAACCAUAUGUACUUAAGCAUUAAACUGGUAUUCCUGUGAUAAUUAGUUAAACAAUUCUCUUUUUGUCAAAAUACUUCCACGUGUCACUUUGUGUGUAAGCUAACUGAGGUGCAAUACUUAAUCUGAAUGCUUGAGUAGUGUUGUGGUACUUGAGUUAUCGAGCUAACGGUGAAUACUUGAUUACGUGAAUAUUUGUCCCCAUCUCUAAUGUACAGUAACAUAUAUUUAGUUCUUCUCUCUUCAUUUUCAGUUACUGUUUCUUAUUAGUAUUCAUGCUUUUUGAAAAAGGUUUCAGUAGGGCUGUAUAAGUACCUAAAAAGGCUCUUUUCAGCAUCUAUAAUUAUGGCUAAAAAAAGCUUUGAAGUAGUAAAAAAAAAAAAAAAAAAAAAAAAACAUUUUUUGUAAUGUAAAAAAUAGAACAAGAGCAACAUCCUUAUGAAAUAUCUCCUAUGUUGUUUCUGGCACCAGUAUCAGCAUCAGCCCAGGCUCCAAAUCAGUACAUCUCUUUUUUAACGCUAUCAUCUUUUGCCUUGUAUGUGUGUAUUAAUUUCCCUUACUGUUGUGUGAGUUUGUCCUUUUGAAAAUAUUCACCCUGAUUUAGUUUCCAUGGUAACAUCAUCCUUGGCCUAGUUGUGAAUGACCUCUGAAAGAAAAGAAGGGUUUGGUCAAGGAACAAAUGAGCAAGCAAACAUCUUGUCUGCUUCUUUGCAUGUAGUGUGCUUGAGUACCUAAAUGGUUCUUUUUGAUUAUGUAGUACUGUGGCUUGUUAAGACGUAAUAAAUGACAUUGAUCCUUUUACUUUUCUCCAUGUUCUUCUUUUGCUAUUUUUGUUCGCAAGGACAGAAAAUAAAGGAGCCCAUCAUCCAAUGAGCAUAAGCUCCAUUCAAGACCCAUGUUGAUCUAAAUUUUAUAUCUGUAGAAAUAUCCAGCCUUACAGCAUUGCGGGUUUCUGCUCUUUAUUCCUUCCAUCUAAAGCUCCUGCCUAAUAUUCAUUUUUAAGAAACAGCUUCCUAGUAUGUCAUUCGUGUUUCCUAAGCCAAAUAACUGUUUCAUGACACUCAUAAUUGCCAGUUCUUAGUGAUAAUAAAAAAUGCAAAAAGGAAAUUCCCCCUAAUUAACCGAGUGAGCUUUAUAUUUCUAAGUAUGUGCAGGUCUGUUUUUCUAAGUAAGUUUUAGUGUGGCGUACAUCGUAGGCCAUAGUGUAGAUCCGUGUAACCCGUGUCUCAGAAACCUACAGUACGUGUAUAGUGGACAUGCACAGCUAACUUGAACUUCAUUAGAAAGGUGCAGUCGAAAUAGCCCAGACCACAAACCCUGUGCUUGGUCUGCUUGACAGUUGAUAUAUCAGAGCUGUAUAUGAUGUAAUGAAAAGGAGAGCUGUGGUCUGAUGUUCAGGGGGAGGGAGGGUGUGCUUCAUUCGAUGUAUAAGAUGAUAUGGGGGCAACACAGCAGGCAGUACAACACUGUUCAAUAACGACUAUCAUAUUUUUAUGAUGUAGGGGGUGAAAGUUAUAACUGCAAUUGAAAUUAGAGAGCCCAAUAUAAUGCCAUUUUGACAUAACUGGUGUCAUAUUGGCGUAGGCGUUCACAAGACCAUUAUCACCAUUGCCUUCUAAAUGGAAAAAUAUGUUCAACAGCAUUUCAAAUUAAAGACUGGCUUGUGUUUGAGAUAAAUUCUAAUGAUUAUGAUGUAAGAAUAAAUGCAGUUUAAUAUAUAUUACCUGGUAUAUUAUUUUGUUUCUUACUUAUUUCAGGUUGUUGGGAAGAAAUCCAAAAGUCCCACGUGGCAAUAUUUUACUGAGCUAAAUAUAUUAAGGGCCCUGUCAAAUCCGUUUGAGACAAACUUUCAAACACAUGGGUGGAAAUAAUACCCUUUAGCAUCAGGCUCUGCCAUGUUUUGGAAGCUAAUUAUUGAACUGACACCCAUUCACUACCACUCACACUGAUACCCUGACGUGUUCCUGCUGUGUCACUGGGCAGUGGACCCAGAGCGCCAUCCCAGCAUGACAAGUAGUUUGCAGAAGAAGUGUAAUGUGUUUAGGUGAGUCAGUUUUUUUCUGUGAUGCAUUCAAGUGUGUCUGGCAGAACAUGGUUAUGGGGAAACAGGUAAACAAUACACAAUUCAACAAUUAGGAACGCUAAAAUCUGCUUCACGCUCUUCACCAUCAUCAAGGAAUCAGACCAUACUGUAGAGAUGAUUGACACUCUAGGGCGGCCGUCAGGUGUGACUUUCGCACGAUUAACUUGCUCUCUGUAUGACUGUGCUCCAUCAUGUCUCUGAUGUUACACAUUGCAGAUGCAAUAGGUAGUGAAAAUAUCCCGACUUGAAAUGGUAAAACCAGUAUGCAAGAGCCUACAGACACCAGCUCAUGAGACAAAGGAUCAGAUUAUGGAUUCAAGUAAUCUUGGGAAAUGUUAAUGAUCAUUUAUCGAUUACUUGUUGAAAAUAUUUAGAUUGUUAUCAUGACUGAAAAAACAGCACUAGAUGCAUUUUUCCUGAAGUCAUAUAUUUUCCACCACAUAGUAGUGGAUGUAGGUGACAGUAUUGCUAAGCUGCAGAACAUAAAGAGACCUUAAAAAUUGUUAACAUGCCAUCAACAUAUGGAAUAGUUCUUAAUUGUAAUCUCAGCGGACAUGCAGUUAUACAGAACGAAGCGCAAACUAAUGUGGAAUUGCUGCAACAAGACAACUUAACAGAGAAAUAAUUCUGACUGUCCAGUUUUCUGCUUGUUCUUAUUGAUUACUUAAGUUUGUCCACGUUAAGGCAUCAGUCAAGAGCACAACCAGGUUUUAAUCAGCUCAGUGACAGAGAACACAUCCAAAUACGUGCCAGCUCUGCUGAUCUUUGAAAUCUCAUUGCAUCGACUUUUUACCACUCCGUCAUCUUUGUAUCCAAAGAUGGAAAAAGAUCUGCGUGCAGUUUGCAAAAAGUUUGGCUAGCCUUCUGUUCUUUCCUGGCCUCUUGAUUUUUUUAUUUCAGCAUGUGAGAUGCACAGUCCCCCUGUGGUGGGAAGGGUCUAAUCUGUGAACAUGCAGGCCAGACUGAAUAAUGAGGUGUUCCACAGAUCUUAUACCUCUAAUCACUGAGCGACUGAAAGUUUUGACACAUAGUAAUACUCUCUCAAACUCAAAUCAAAAGUCACUGAAGUUGAGUUAGGCACAAACACACAGAAACCCUUUGUUGCACAAGACAUUGGAAGUUGCCUUGCUGUUGUAUUGACUGAAUACAACUAUCAUUUAACAGUUUAAUUGUGAGAAAAAGUCAUGAAAGUUCUGUUUGCACAGAUGAAGCAUACCAUCCUGGGUUGUCAGACAGUUGUUCUCUUCCCAGAUACAUUAAAUUGUAUGGAUUUGUGGUUGACUAAAUAGUUUUGCAAUGGUUGAUGCCACUUGUGAGAAAGCAGGUUGGCCAAUGGUUGAUAUAUUAUGCGGAUAUCAUAUUAUGUUUUUGUUUGUUCAUUUUGUGGGGUUGUUUGUGUCGCGCAUUUGACAAAUUAUAACAAUCUAAAAGUACCAAUAGAUUAAAAAAAGCCUCUAUUUUUGCGAAUAUUUAAUCAAAAUCUAAUAUACAGCCUGUAAUAUGUUUUUAGACUCAUUGUCAAUGAAUGCACAGAAAGACACGUAUAUUUGGUGAUGCUGUUGGUUCCCAAACACAGCUGAUAUUGCUGACAAAACUAAAUAUAACAAUACAAUAUUAAAAUUGUAGUUAAUGGCACUUCUGGAUUUAAUACCUUGAUAAGUCAAGACAAAGUCCUUAACUAGAUCUACCAAAAGGACUGCUGAACUGAUUUUGGUAAAUCUAGUAAAGUUGUCUGCUUAAAAAAUAAAUUGGGUUCAAAGUCUGGAGGACUGUUGAGUUUGUGUUUUGGCCGAUAUUAAGUUUUUAAUUUGUUUAUUUCAAAAUCCUGCAGCCUCUGUGUUUUGAAUUUGUUAAGCAUAAAUAAGAAUUUGUGGGGAAAAUGAGGAGAGGCUGAGGUGUAGAUAAGAAAGGCUUUAAAUUGGUGGGGGAAGGUACUUGCAAGAUCAAGCUGAGGGGAAGCGAGUCGGUGGGGGUGGGGCAUGAUGAAAUGGACAGAGGAGAAGACAAGAAGGGGGUGGGGUGAUAAAGGUGUAGAGAGGGAGAGGGAGAAGAGCAGGACCUCAAGCUAUUGAUGGGGAAAAAGAGGAGGGGUGGAAUGAGCAAGCGCGUAGGAGAAGGGAGGGAGGGUGUGUGGGCUGGAGCUCCCCUGAAUGAGGAAGCAGUAGAGCCAUUUUUUACUGUUGAGUAACUGCAUGCUGGUCUAGAGAGAGGGUGAGAGGAGGAAUUAAACGCUCCUCUCGGAUCUUAUCGGAGCCUUCUCUCCCCUCUCUCCUCUUUUCUUCUUCUCCUUAUUCACCUCUUUUUUUGCGGCUGGUGAUCAUUUAAGUUUGGGAGGCCUUGGGAAGGACAUACAAUGAAGCGAAGAGUCUGUGGCAACUGGGCCGUUGUACUGCUGAGAGGGGGAUGGGGCAGAGAGAGGACCGGUUCACACAGCUAACACAGCCUGCCGGCUGAAGGCUUCCUCAGCCUUUUCUACCCGCCUGGACCCGCAGUUCCUAAACUCAGGCUUUUCUACACACGGCCACUCCGAAAAUCUACUUGGGAUACUCUAAGGAUUACUCACUGGGUUCCGUGGGAUUUGAGGAUACAUGUUGGAGCCUGAACAACAAAUCAGCCCUGCAUUUUGGAUAAAUGAAAAAGGAAAACGAAACCUCUGUGUAAUUCUUUAGUGCCUUUUUUGGUUUCUGUUCAGUGGAGAUCACAAAUGGAUUACAAGAUGCAUGCGAAGUCAAAUGAUUUGCUGGAUUUUCAAAAACUGGAUGCUCUUCUGGAAAAAAUUGCACAUUCGGUCUCUGUGAAAAGGUAUGUCAUCCUCGGGACAAACCUCUACAAAGUUUUGAGAAAUUCAAGUGACAUCUACUUUAUAAUCUUUUACAUGUAUGCCAAUAUUGAGUGAUAAAUCUAUAUGGUCCACACAUUUAGGGGAAGGUUUUUGUGAGAGAUGGCCUGAAAUUAUAUUCUUGGGUUUAUCAUGUGGUUGGCAUCAUCUCUAGUUUUACAUGGUAAAAUGACCAUCCAGUUCAGUUGCCUACUACAUUGUGUUGAUAGUAGUAUUUCUAUCCAGUUUUCAGUCACAAGCAAUACUUUCACCUCCUGAUGAGAGAAGGGGUGUGGGGGGAAGAAAGGCCAAUGGAGGAAGAGGGGGGGUUGUUUGUGGCAGUAGUAGAAAUGACUCGUAAUUCCUGGUAGGGUUUGGCGUGCUCACCUUAACCAGCUGGAAGUCCAGCCUAGAAGAGCUGGCAGAAACCUUCCUUUAUUCCUGUUAUAAUGUGCUUGACUCAGAGUUAGUCUAUUUGAGUCAGAGUGUGUGCUCAAGCACUGACUCAUGCAGUCAGUGCUUGUAAUCAGUACCAGGAGACUUAAAAAAAAAAAAAAAAGCUUGUAACCUUGUGAUAAACAGCUGCAGAGACAAAUUCUGUAACAGUCACUGUCGCAACCACAAUUGAUAAAAGAAAAGUCAAUUGCUUCACACGUGUCCCAAAAGAAUUACUUGGUUGUAUUCAGCCUUAUCUUAGGCUCAUUUCACUGUGUCAUUUGGACUCUCUCAUUCUUGUUUCAUGUUUAGUCGACUACAGACUACACAUCUGUAUUGUUAGUUGGUCUCAGAAUAAAUAGUCGUUUAGUAAAUUAUUAUUUUCAUGAUGGUAGGUCUCCAUUGCCCAUCAUUUGUUCUGUCUAGUCACACACCACUAGCAGGAGCCGCUGCCAUAAUACUAUAAUGCUCUAGUCCGAUGUAAACAAACACAGAUUGCAGAUGGCAUUUUGUGACAGAUUUUGGAAGUACUUUGAUUCAGGAUAAGAAAGUAGGCUACGUCUGUUUCAACUGUAAUAUAACAGACAAGACCAAUGCGUCACCCGGACAGACAUGCAGCAUAUAACCUGCACAGAGGAAGUAAGGCUAGUGGUGCUAGAUUGGUUAAUGCUAGCCACGCUUAGAAAAUCAACAUGGCCUCGCUAACCUGCAGACGCUGUAAAACUGAGAGGUUUUUAACGUUGCUUACCUCAAGACAAGUCAGUAAUUAGUCAUCCUGCAACUACCGUAAAAGCAGAAGCAGCUCAAACUUGUAACUACUAAGACUCUCCAAAUCAUAAAGCAGUGAUACUGUAUGUGAUAUAGUGGGUAGUUUAAUGCCUUAUUUAAUCUCAAAACUUGAUGUCAUAGCUGUCGCAAAGAUUUCAACCAAGUGUUUCUGAAUUAACCAUGCCCAAUCACACUUAUAUUCAUAAGCCCCACUUUUAGUCCAAGAGUUUAACAGAUUUUCAUUCUCUGCUCUGUCCAGUCAAUCUGAAAUCCCCCAUACAAUGUAGGGUUGUCAAAAUUUCCCACACUUUCUGAUACCAUGCACUUAAAGCAAUGUUAUGCUGACAGCACUGCCUUGUUGUAUCCGACUAAUCUACAGUUAAUUUCUAUCUGAAAUCACAUCCAUUUACACUCAGCUCCUCAUUUGAAACAGAAAAAAAUUACAGUAUCAUAAUUUUUUUCCAAUAAGUUGGAGCCCUACUUGACUGCUUCCAUCCCUAGGAUUUUUGAAAAGUUUGAACCAUGUUGAUUAUGCCCUUGUCCUGCUCCUUUUUUCUAAUGUCAAUCCCACUGCUGCUAGAAGUAUACAAGCUGACUGGAGUGGGCUUACAUUCAGCCUGUUUGGCUGUAUUGGAUGACUUGUGAGUCUUCUCAAAUAUAUUCAUGCCAUGUGCAAAGUGACUGACACCCUAAACAGGACAGCAACCCAUGAACUGAAGCCAACAUGUCAGCAAUCUGGACAUGAAGUGCCCAUUAGCAGAGGUGUUGUCCUACUGGAUGAUAAACAAACUCUGUUUUUUAGGACUUUCUCCUGCUCGAAAAUUUGAGUGCCCAAAUCUAUCAACACUCUGAACCUGUCUGUGAAAGGCAUGUUCCUAUGAGACAGCUGUAGCUCUGCAUGACACCAGAGUUACAAAGGGCCUCACCAGGCUCCAUGAUCAAAUGACCAGUUAUUGUUUCACAUCAGCAUUACAUAUAUGCAGGCUCCCUGUCUGUCUCCAUUUUUCUCAGUACAGUAACCCUUAAGUAUAUUAUCCCCUGAUCAUGGUGAGAAAUCUUAAUAGUCUUUGAGAGAGUGGUGGUUAAAAUUAGACCGCAUAAAGUACAGUAGAGUACUGUUCUGUAUAUUGACAAUUAAUAAUAGGUAAUUAGGUAUAAAAAAAACUUCACAGCCAAUCUAAGAGGCAAAUAAUAGCUUGUUGACAUAGUCACCUGUUGUUGGUUAAUACAUGAUCUUUACAGGAACCACAGACAAUGGUGCUGAAGAGGGCGAAAAUAAAAUUCUCAUCCUUCCUCAAAUUUUUAAUAACACAUUUUGGAAUUCAUGUAUUUGUUUAAUACAUCGUUUCUUUUGGUUUACAGGAAUACAGGUUACAAAGGUUUGGAGUCUUGGAAUUUUCUGGAAAGAAUUCAUUUGGGCCACAGUGCCGCACAAAUUUUACUUAUUGCAUCCAGAUGUUUUUAGCUGCACUGUUAUCUCUCUUCUGUGAGUGACAGUGCAUUUGGGUUGACAUACAAAGCCCAUGAAAACCUCUUCCACAUUUUAAUUUUGUUUAUGCUUUUAACGAUGAAGCACUUGAAUUUCAUCCUUUUCCCGCCAUUGUCCUUUGGAAUUUCCUGAAAAAUGCAGGUUCUACUCACACCUGCCAAUGGAGCCACUGACAGAAACUUCACCCAACUCUUUCGGCCAACAGCGUUUCUAAUAGAGGUCGUGUUUAUGAUUCUUGCAUCCAAUUCCAUCUUUGUCAAGCCACCCAAACAUUAUCAACUGAAAAUUGAUGGAGCACAGAGGUGUAAAGAGCCCCUUGACUGGUGAAUAUACGAUAGGAGCAGCUCUCUGACCAAGUAUUUUUCAGUUAUGAUCCAGUUUCCUGUGGUUUGUUCUUUUUGUAUUCUGUGCUCAAAGUCUUAACAUAAAAUUGAAAUAUAACAAACUUUAACUUACAGCUUAAAUGCCUCUCGCUACUGCUACAUUAAAACUAAAAUGUUCAGCGUCAUAUACAAGAGUUAAUAGGCUUGUGGUGCGAGCUUUGUUAAUGUUGGAAACACUGAGCAGAUCAUUCUCACAUCUCUCACCCACAUUGUGUGAUCCAUGUGUAGUUAUGUUAAUUAACUUAUGUUCAACCUUUAUGUGUACUGAUUGGUUAGUCUUAAUUUAAGGCUACGUUCACACUGCAGGUUAUGAUGCACAAUUCGGAUUUUUUGUUAAAUCCGAUCUUUCUGUGCGGUCGUUCACAUUAAAACAACAAAUGGGGCAUCUAAUGUGAACGGAAUGCGUCCGUGAAGUGACCCGCAUGCACACAAAGCACAAUUGCUUUCCGCGCCUGUUUGUGUUGUCGAAAAAUGGUGAAGUUUGUCGCAUAUUGAUGACGUAUAGGUCGGAUGAAUGCGACCUGACCGUCCACACUGCAGUCACAUCAAAUACAUAUCCGAUUUAUAUCCACAUACAAAAGAGGCCUGGGUCGGAUUUGAAAAAAUCAGAAUUGCACUGUUCACACUUACAUGAAAAAAACAGAUAUGUGUCACAUGUGGUUAAAAAGUCGGAAUUGACCUGCAGUGUGAACAUAUCCUAAGUGACUUGGAAAUAAGGCACCUCAGAGUAGCCAAUGAGACUUCGUCACACCCUCACACCUUCAUGACGUUAUAUUGAAAGGCCAUCCUUGAACUGACAGUGUAAAGAGUCAGCUUUCAGCUCUAUGUUGUCAGUUGGUUGUAGUUGGGCGUCUCUAUCUAAAAAAUGUCAGAUGGACAGGAGUUUCGACAGAAGCUUUGGAAAGGUUGGUAACUUUGACUCUUAUUGACAGACAGUUGGCAUGAUAUCAGCGUAAGAGGCUGGCAGUUUCUUCUCUGUGACAAAGUUCUGUGGCUGUUGAUAAGAAAAUCAAUUAUUUCACCCGUUCAGGGCAGUGUCUUUCAUGAUUUCACCUGCUUAUACAUGGCUGUAAGAACCAGUACUACCACACAGCUACAUAAUAAAACACUUCCUUACUCCAUUAACUUAUCAUGACCUCGUCAAAGUUAUGCUCAUAGUGUCUUUUUGCACGGCCCGCUGCACCUAUUAGCUGUAAACAUUUAAUUGGUGUCUCGAGGAUUAACUGGCAGUGUUGAACAAUGUUUGAAUGAUACCAUUAUAACAGCCCAGAUUAAUUUUUACGAGUGAUCUUGUAAAUGUAGUAUAACUUUAACAAUUUAAUCUUUGUGUUUUCCUUAGUGCCAUUUGGCCUGUGUUCACAUAUUUUUGGACUUCAUUAUUUUUACACAAUAUUUGACAGGUUUAACUUUUUAGACUGAACAAACCCAAACUUUUGGACUUUUACUGUUGCCUCAACCAGGAACAGCAGGAGUGUCUAAUAGUUUGAUUCACAAUCUGUUCCUCCUUUCUCAGCUUGCAUUCUUUGGAAGCACAACUGGGGCUUUCCCCUUAUCUGUUCCUGCAUCUAGUGAGUGUGGUUAUAUCCUUAUAACAUGUAGCUCUAGGAAGCCUUUAUUAAUGAAUCUGUACGUGACUUCUUUUUUGUUUGUUUGUUUGUUUGUUUGUUUAACCUCAAUAAUUACCUUUUAUAGUACGGUAUUUUUCUCUCAAGUAUUUCACAUAGCUGGACAGAAAUCCAAAAGCCCCCUGUGGCAAUAUUUCACUGAGCCUAAUAUUAUUCAAUCUACAUUUGUUUGGCAAGAUGUUGACUCAACUUCAGUAACUUAGUUUUUUUAUUUGUUAGUAUUAUUGGAUAGUUACAUUUAGUCAAAUGCGAAAUAAAAAGAAAAAGGAAAUUGACUAUCAAUUUCAGUGGUAUUGGCCGCAGCUGUUGAAAAAAUGUAAUCUGGUCUGAAAAGUAGAGACCCAGUGAGUUUUGUUGAAGCAUAUCUUUUGAGAUUUACCUCAUGUUUGUAGUUAAGUCUGAAUACUAUAUAAGAUGUGUUCAAUGCUUCCUCUUUUAUUCACUGUUUUACCAAAAGUUUUCCCAGACAUACCCUUUUUUGCUGUUGUGUGAUUUCCAUGACAGUUCCUAGAGUAAUUUGAUCGGCAGUGAAAAAAAUAAUUAGAUUGAGCUGCUGUUGUGACUGCAUUUUGAUUUAGUUCUCAUAGAAGACUUCUUUUUCAUAUUAAUAAGUUUUUAUGAAGUUACUUCCACUGGGAAAUUGAAUUGGGACAACAUCCUUGUACAGUUAAGUCUCAAUGACCGUAACGAAAAAUAGAAAUAUUAGGGCCAUGUCCUUUACUCACUGAUUUGAUGUACAAUUACCAUUGUACAAACUAACAUAGCAGAUACUAGCUUAAAAUGGUCAUAUGUUAGCUGUGAAUCAGCUAACAAUAUGACCAACGGGGGAGACUUGGUGUAUUCUUUACAAUGAAAAAAGGUAGUGUGUACAUAGUAUAUUGAUAUUGGUGUUGGCCAAUAUGAGUUUCAAAAUACUGGUGUAUCAGAUAUCAGCAAAAAUCCAAUAUUGUGUAUACCUGUGUGCAAUAUAUAGAGAGGAAGAUGAAGCUAUUAGAUCUGUUCAAGGCCAUCUUUUAUAUAUUAUCAAUCCUAAAACAAAAUUAUUAUUGUUAAUAUUUAUUUAUAUUGUGACUAUAACUCAAAUGUAUUGUUAAAAUGAUGAACAAAACUGCAUUUAACAGUUUUCAUUGAUUGCUUGAUAUUGAAAAGACUGUAUUUGACUUCCUGAUAAUAUUCACAUUAUGUUGUUUUUCUGGUUUGGUUUGGUUUGGUUAGGUCAGCUAUUUUUGCGUUUUCUCAUGUGACAAAAUAACAGUAUUAUAAUCAGGAAGAAAUUAGUAAAAACACCUCCUCAGACAGAAAAAUAAAAUGAGUGAUUUGUAAAUGGAGACAGUUUUUUAAAGCUCAGCUGAAUCUUUUUAAUCAAUCAUAUUGUUCAGUGUUACUUUUGACAGUUUAAGUUAGAUUAUGAUUUUUUUUUCUUAAAUCAAGAGCCGCCUUUUCUAGCUGAAAUCCUCCUAAAGCAGUUACUAUAUCAUGAAUAGUAACUAUAUAAUUUUAGAGGUUUGCUGCCGUUAGCUGGAAAACGCUCAUAGACAUUGUGUGCCUUCGGGGCUUACUUAUUUUAGUCUUAUUUGUGAGUUAUUUUAGCUUCCUGCCUUUUAAGUACCAUCUGUGUUGGCGAGUACAGUUUCUUUUCAUGUGCUGUCAUUCAAUAUAUUGGUCAGUUAGUCACAUUCUCUGCUGCAUUUCAGUGCAUUCAGAGGCCAAGGCAGUGAUCAUGUGGUGUACAAACUGUUUGCCUCUUCUCAGAAAAAUGACUCAUCAAGAGUGAGACUAGUCACAGAUCUAUACAAUGGGGUGUUUUAUCUUCCUGGCUUUAUGUAGUAUGGAUUUCAACAUACGGGGAGACUGAGACUUUUUUUUUGUUUUGUUGGUUUGAAUGUGUUAAUGUCAUGAUUGGUUCUUUAAUCCAUCAAACUCUUCCUUCCUCAAUCUAUUUUUAGUCACACGGCUCUAGUUUAUUAUUUUGACCUUGUGACUGCCUUGUCUAAACAGUAUCUUGGAUGUGACGUCCCUGGCUUCCUGGGAGAGGACAUCAUGUAGGACUGCGCACGAAACAGUGACUUUAGUCUCUUAGCUAGGGACACAGAUAUGUUUUAGAAGCGUACACGCAAAAACCUAAACCAUCAAAUCUAGAGCAAAUUAUGUAAGCAGAUGGUACAACUCUAAACAGUCAACACUCACUCUUGAAUCAAUGAACGUCAAUAGUUUAGUGGUAUCAGUGUUUCAUUCAUAAACGAAGUGAUACCUCUUAUAUCUUUUCCUGAACACGAGACAGUGGUGUUUGCAGAAAAAUAAACUCACCCUGUUGUCUUGUAAAAGGAAACAUGUCACACACUUUAAGUAUUUGCCAUAUAAUAGUUUGUAAAUUGUGUUUCUUCAGUCUGCAGUGAGUCAUCGGGUCCAAUACCUACUCCUUCAUGGCAGUUUGAGUCCUCAACAGUGAUGUCCAAUAAAUGAUCAACUAGGGGUGGGAAUCACUAGUGGCUCCACGAUACGAUAUUAUUGCAAUUUUUAACAUUUUGCAAUACAGUUAGUAUUGCGAUACAAGAUAUUGCGAUUUACACAAUUUUUUUCAACAGUUGAGCUGAUUUAGCAUUUGUCUUUCCUUUAUGUUUGUCUUAUUUACACUGUAUUUAAUUUUCAUGUAGCACAUCUUUCAAACCUUAUAUUUAUUGCACUAACUUUCUCCUGCUUUAUGAUGUCACCUCUGCCAACCUCACUAGACAAACAGUCGAUUUUAUUUUUGAAUUAUCAUAGAUUUGACUUCAUAUUAGCAAUUAACUUGCAUAAAUCAAUACUUAGUCAAUGAGACGAUACGAUAUAUCACCAAACAAAAUAUCAGGACACUAUGCUGUAUUGAUUGUUUUCUCCCACCCCUAUUAUCAACCUUAUUGUGGAUUGUUUUGUAGCUUUUGAGAGUCAUAAAAAAAACAUCAGUAUCAAAUUCAGUCCUUUUGACAACCAGUUAAAAUUUCCCAUAGUGCCUUUAAAUGGAAAGGGAAAUGCUUAAAAAAGAGUUAGUCUGUGCUGUGAGUUGUUUGAUGUCUUGAGAAAGCUGAUAGUUAACCGCAGAACAGAACCACUUUUGUUUAGACACUUUCUUAUUAUUUUAAAAACAUACCAUUACAUAAACAAAGAGAGCACAGAUUUUAAGGUUUAAGUGAAUGCAGUUGUUUGGGGAAGGGUUUGUGGUUUUUACAAGCUGUCACUUUAAUGUUUAAGCAUCACCUAAACCGUGAAAUUAGUGUGUAACUGGAUUCAAAAAGACGAUGGGAAAAAAUGAAUCCUAUGAUAUUCAAAGACUUAAGUUGAAGUGAUGAGUGAUGGAUUAAUUUCAGUCAUAUUAAAAUUUGAUAUUGAGCUUGAUGAUCAGAUAUCUUUUCAUUGAGGAUAAAGAUCAGUGAAAUUUACCAGAAAGUGUAUUCAUUGACAUUCUAAUGACACUGUGCUAUUUUAUCUCUACAGAGAGUCCAGCGAAGAGUGCAAUGGGAUCAGCAGUGCUCUGUCAGUGGAGUCUGUGCCGGGGCCAAGACUAAACUGGUGUCCUGCCAACGCCACUACCCCUGCCCCUGCUCCAGCUCCCGCUCCGGGGCCCGAGCCCACGCCCAACCCUGUUAGGAUGGGGGACGGUGUGGAUGCAGCGCAGAUGUCGGGCAGCAGCAGCCAGGGGCAGGCCCAUUCAAUGAAUAACCCUCAACCCCCAGAGUGUAUUGAUCCCAGUAGGCCGAAGCGCCAGACUAAUCAGCUGCAAUACCUGCUCAAGAUGGUAGUAAAGACCCUGUGGAAGCACCAGUUUGCCUGGCCCUUCCAUGCACCAGUGGAUGCAGUAAAACUUAACUUGCCUGUAAGUACUGACUCACAAUCAAAUUUCCACCUGGAAGCAUCUGGAGCUGCACAAAUCAUCUUUUCUUACAUGUUAUGAUUUGUUUAUUGAAGUGUGCAAAUUCUUCAUAAUUCUGCAAAGAUAAUGCAACAUAGCUAAAGUAACAGCAGAAAAGGUGAAUGUGCCGUUCAGUAUUGUACAAUUUUAACGUACUUUUGCAGCUACAGCAGAAUCGUGUUCUGAAUUUUGUUUUUAUACGUCCAUUGACCUGCCAUUGACCCAAGAGUUGAUUAGAAAGAUUAAUUAAUAUAUUUUUUUAACCACUGGCAUGCUUUGCAAAUAUCUAGUGCUUUGUGUUUUGUUUUGUUUUACAGAAGCUGAAAAAGCCAAACAGAGAACACUGAUACUUUUGUUAACAUGAAUUUCAUGCAUUUAUUGGCAAAGACAAGGGUCCAUUUUAAAUCAGGAUAAUCAUGAAAAAGAGCCGUGUUGACAAAAAUGCUUAAUAGAGAGCAAUGAUACUGACUCUUGUGUAACUUUCACAGGACUACUACACAAUAAUCAAAAAUCCUAUGGACAUGGGAACAAUCAAGAAAAGGCUUGAGAACAGUUUCUACAGGAAUGCCCAAGAAUGUAUUCAAGACUUCAACACGAUGUUUACCAACUGCUACAUUUACAACAAGGUAACAUAAUUGAAUACUUGGGUUGUUCCUACCAUGAAGUUUCAAGCGUAUUUUUCUGCUGAAUCUAAAAGUGUUUGUCUCCCUCUGCAGCCCGGAGAUGACAUAGUGUUAAUGGCUGAGGCACUGGAGAAGGCGUUCCUUCAAAAGGUCUCAGAAAUGCCUCAGGAAGAAAUUGAGAUUGUUGUCAUGACAGGGAAGGGACGUGGCCGAGGCCGGAAAGAUGCAGGUCUGUAUUAAAGCUUUUCACGUCUGUAUACAAUCCCAAUUUCAGUUCGGACACUGUAAAAAAAUAAGAUGAUUAAAACAAGUAUAGGCUCAUGCAUCUGGAAGGACACUUGUAAUGCUACCAUCCAAACAAUAUCCUUUUCUCAGGGAAGGCCAUGCAUAGUUCAACAAGUCAACCAAACCACAUUCGGCACUUGUUACAAAGGCAUAGCUCUGCAGCUGAAAAGCCCCGGGUACUAAACUUGCAUCCUUGUAGUCCUGACUUGUCACCAAUUCAAACUAUUAGGUGGAUCAUGAAACAAAGUAUACAACAAAGUAGAGCCCGGACUGUUUCUCAUUGAGAUCCUGUAGCAGCAUUUCAUUUUUAAAAUGCCAGGAUCUGGUCUUUUCAUCUCCCAAACAUUUACAGAGCGUUGUUUGGAGAUACGUGUUGCAACAUAUCGGCAAACAUCAGCCCGGUCCAAACUUUAUUUUGUUGCUGGCAUCAAAUUUAAAGCAAAAAUGUGUUUUUCAUAGAACAAUAGAAUUUCCUAUUAUGUUGCCUGAGUACUGUUUCAAAAAACUUGUAAACUGUGAAGUUGUGUUUUCAUCAAUGUUUGACAAAGCAUCCCAACUUUCCUUGUCUUGGAGUUGUGUAUAUUUUUUCACGAAUUCACAAAGAGGAUGUUUUCACCGUGUCUUGUUCUCUAGGUCUAGGUCUGAACUUAAAACCAGGGGCCAUCAUUGAUGCGUCGUCCACGACUCCUCAAACGCGUGGUCUUUCAAAUCUCUCAGCAGCACCCCAGACCAGAGCACCAGUCCAGGGUCCGCCUUCACUACCUCCCCAGCCUUUGAUGCAGGCCCUGCCGACCCUCAUGCCCCCGACGUUAUCGAGUCAUGCGCCCCAGCUUGGAGCUCCCUACUCUUUGGGCCAACCAGACGUUGCUUCUCAAGUUCCCAUCAUGACUUCUGUGCCUCCCUCUGCUCAGACCUCCCUUCCUCCAGCAUCCCUCCAGAGCCCUGCCCCUAUGCUGCAAAACCCUAUCACAAUGACCAAAGUAAGUCUGAUAAACACAGGAAAUAAAAAAGGGAACAUUUUUGACUGUGCUUGGAGGAAUUACAAAGGUGUUUUUGAUUUUUUUUCUCACAUCCUUAUCAUACAUUUCCUUACCCUUUUGCCAAAUUCUUUGUUUUUUUUUUGUAUCAAUCUCUAUCCAGCAAAGAAAGAGCCAGAAAAGAAAAGCAGACACUACAACGCCCACAGCAAAUGACCAAUUGAGCGAGUCUUCGCCAGCAGAGUCCAAAUCUGGGAAGACGCUACCCAGGCGAGAGAGUACACGACCUUCAAAACUAAUAAAGAAGGAUGCUCCAGACUCCCAGCAUCAAAUAGGCAUCGGGGUAGGACUGAGUGGACCAAGUGGAGGUCAUAGCCCAAAACCACAGGAUCAGCUCGGCUACUGUGCUAGUCUGGUUCGGGACAUGCUGUCUAAGAAACAUGCUGCUUACGCCUGGCCUUUCUACAAGCCUGUUGAUGUGGAUGCACUGGGACUACAUGAUUAUCACGAUAUCAUUAAACAUCCAAUGGACCUCAGUACCAUCAAGGUGUGUGGAUGAGUCUGACAACAAUAUCACAUGUGAGAGAGAGAGGUUUUUGUGUUGUGGCGAGUAUUUAGGACUCUUUCAAUGUUCCACAGGCUAAGCUGGAGAACAGGCAGUACCGGGAGCCCCAGGAGUUCGCUGCUGAUGUUCGAUUAAUGUUUUCUAACUGCUACAAGUAUAAUCCACCAGACCAUGAGGUGGUAGCUAUGGCACGUAAACUCCAGGUAAAUACAAAUUACUAUUACAUAUAAUACACACGCAAACACUGGUAGCUUUACUUGAACUGAUCUUUUUGUUAUGAGCCUCUAUUUUUAUAUAUAAACAUAAAGCUAUGUAGACAGAAAUAGUGGUUACUGCUUUAGCCAACAUUUUUGAUUUGAUUGAAUAUUAGAAAAAUUCUAUAUAUCAUCAACUCAGCAUUUUCUCUUGGUGUUUCUUAGUAAAUCAAAAAUACAAAGAGAAAAGUCAAAAAACUAAGACGGAAAAGAAGCUUGGGAGUGUUUGUAACUUUGCGUAAUGUUGUUUGGUACUGUAGUUUUGUCAUUAAAUAGUAGGUUUGAAAUAAUAAUCAGCUGCGAUCAGUGCUAACGGCCUUUUCGAAGCCGUUCCGGAUACGGUGGAAAUUGAGGGUUACUCGUCUGAAAAGUUUUGUCUAACAAGUUUUUUUUUCUUACCAAGGAUGUCUUUGAGAUGCGCUUCGCCAAGAUGCCAGAUGAACCCGAGUGCAAGCCUCUGGUUUCUACCCCAGCUCCUGCUCUUCACCAUCCUGCCCCUGUCAAGCCCCAGCCUCCUCUUGCCCAUGUCGCCUCCUCUUCGGACAGCUCCAGUGACUCGUCCUCUGAAUCUGAAUCCUCGACGGAUGACUCCGAAGAGGAGAGAGCCCAGAGACUGGCUGAACUUCAGGAACAGGUCAGUGAGCAGCUGAGUGUACUGACUGUCACAAACCUGUAGUCCAGCCCUUUGUUGCCCUUUUAACUGAGAGUCGGUCUCUUCUCCUCUCUUGACACAGUUAAAGGCUGUCCACGAGCAGCUGGCUGCCUUGUCUCAACCGCAAGCCAGCAAACCAAAGCGAAAAGAGAAGGACAAAAAGGAGAAGAAGAAGGAGAAGCAUAAAAAGAAAGGAGGAAUGCCUGGACUUGUAGAAGAGAUCCAGGAGGCAACACCUGUUUCACAGCUGUCCAAGAAGACAAAAAACAGUAAUAACAUCAAAGAAGUCGUACCCAAGAAGAAACAGAGGUGGGCAUUUCACUGUGUUGACUUUCUCCAUGUAAUCCAAUCAUAUAUGUAUCUUUAAUCUAUCACUGCAUAACUCAGUCUUACCCUCCCUCAGUUUAUGUUCAUCCUCUAUGACUGUGUUUGUGAAUUAGUUUAAGGGGUACCCUGUAGACUAUGAAGCAUAUGUUGAGAUGCAUUUACAUGUUUCUACUGUGUCUUUUAUAUUGUAGUAAAAAGGAAGGGAUGAAAAACAAUCAUCCCUCCAACCUACUGCCAGUUCCCAGCCUAGAGGAUGACCUGGGAGCGUCUGGGCCGUCAGCUUCAGGGGAAAAGUGCAAGCCGAUGACAUACGAGGAGAAGAGGCAGCUUAGCUUGGACAUCAACAAGCUUCCGGGUGACAAGCUCGGCCGUGUAGUGCAUAUCAUCCAGUCCAGAGAGCCUUCACUCAAAAACUCGAAUCCAGAUGAGAUCGAGAUCGACUUUGAGACACUAAAGCCUUCCACUCUACGUGAACUCGAGAGAUAUGUGUCUUCCUGUCUGUCACGCAAGAAGAAGAAAGUUACAGGUUAGGCUGCUUAGAAAACAGGCAGUUUACUUACUUUCUGGUUUUGCAGCUAAGUUUACGCAUUAGUAACGGUUAAAGUCCCCUCUGUAGAUUUGCAUUUUGAAAGUUGUUUUCUUUUUGCAGUUGAGAAGCCUGUGGAGUCCAUGGCUACCUCCAAAAAGACUGGAUCCUCCUCAGACAGCAGUGGCUCCAGCUCAGACAGCGAAGUAGAGGGCACAGGUGAUUUACUUAGAAUUUUACUGGCCAAAACCCCCAUCAUCAGAAUUAGAAAAUUAAAUGCUUUUUCUUUAUUUCACUCAAUUUCAGGAACAAUAAAGCAGCAAAAGAAAAAGAGUCAGUCGGUGAAGGAGGGGAAGAAGAUGCACUCUCACGUUCAGAGUGGCCCUGCUCAGAUGGGGCUUCAUUCCCAAGCUGCAGGACUUCAGCCCAGCAGUCAGUUGAAGCACCUUCAGCAACAGCACCAACCGUCUCCUGCAGGAUUUACUGUCCCCCCUGUAGCUCCCCUGGAAUCUUCACAGCUGCUGGAGACUAGUUUCGAGUCCCUGCCACCUUUUGGUCAGCCCCUCAUGCAUCUGUCCCACCACACAGGCAACUCCUCUUCACCCGCACCUCCACAUCUUAAUGCUCACUCUGCUGCACCAGUGUCGCCAGAGACCCACCCCUUCCUCAACCAGCAUCCCAUCCUAACAUCUCCAGGUAAAGGAGGAUUUCAGAGGCCUUUUCAGAGUCAUUCAGCCACAAAUUCAGUCGUCCAGAUCUGUUCCUGCACUUUCUUGAACAUGGAAACAAAGAUAGCAAUGUUUGUGUAAAGAAUGAUAAUUCCCCUCUGUAAACAGUCACAUUUUUUGUUGGUGUACACUUUGGAUGAACAACACUUUCCAAGAGAUAUUAUAGAGAAAUUAGAGAAAUUAUAGAAAAGUAUGGAAAUAAAUUUGAUCAAUUUCCAGGUCUUAAAAAGUAUGGAAAAUGAGAAAUAAAGUAUAGAAAAUUAUUGUUUCCAGACUUUUACCACAGUUCUAAAAUACUGUUUUCUAAAAUAGAGAAGAAGGUAUUUUCAAAAAUAAUUCUAUAAAGUAGGGUAUGGAAAAUUAUGAAAAUUACAACUGCGUAGAACCCUGAAGAGAACAGCUACUCUCAGUAGUUUUAUAACUUGAUUUAAAGCUUCUGUGAAUUUUUUUGGCAUGAGAGAAAUUGACUGAAACUGGUAAUCAUGUUUUUUUUUUUUAUACACAAAAGCAAAAAUGACCAUCACUGACAAGAUCGACAAUCUUUUAGAUUUUUAAUUUUUUCAUUUCAUUUUUAAUAUAGAAUAGAAUAGAAUAUUCCUUUAUUGAUCCCCCAUGGGGGAAUUUUUUUUUCACAGCAGCAUCACAGACAAAGUGCAAAAAUGCAGUUAUAAAUAUAAAGAUAAUAUAAGAAACUGGGGGGGUAGACUGAGCUGAGCAACUAAGGAAAGAGCCUGUUUUUACAAUCUCCACAUAAACUAUAUUCACAAUAAAUACUUCAGACUGUCUGAAGUCAGCAGGAUGCGAUUUUUUGUAACAUACUUCUAAUUAUGCAUGGUGAGAACAAGAUAAACAAUGACUGCUUUCUCCUGGGGGUGCCGAAAUUGGUUCAUGCCACAAGUUAAAGUCACAAAUUUGCUCUUGGAAAAUAAAAUGUUCAUAAAUCCUCACUUAGACAGCCUUAUAAAAUAGCUUCAUGCUUCGAUAUUUGAUGAAUUAAAUGAUUGAUUUAAUGUCUUCUCGUUUUUGCCCUGGGACUGUGUAGCCCUGCACAGUUCCAUGCCCCAGCAGCCUUCUCGACCCAGUCACAAGGCAGCCCCACUUCAUCCCAAACCCCCUCAGCAGCAACCAGCAACUCCUCAACAGCAACCCCCCCUGCAGCAGCCACAACAGCAGCAGCAGCAGCUCCAGCCCCAGCCGGCGCCUCCACCACAGCACCAGCUCCCGCCUCAGAUCCUCCAUCCUCCUCAGCCCCUGCACCAGCGGCCGUUGUCCCCUCCAACGCUCACACCCCAGGGCCUGCUGUCUUCCCAGCCUCCUCAGAUGCUUCUCGAGGAUGAUGAAGAGCCAGGGUCUACGACGCCUUUGAACCAAGUACAGUUAUACCUGCAGCAGUUCCAGCAGGCCCGCCAGCCUCAACAGUCCAUGCAAUCGCUGCAGGCGCGUCAGCAGCAGCAGCAACAACAACUACUACCACAACCAGGGCCCACUUCUCUUCUACAGUCUGUUCAGACACAGUCACAAAUCUCCCAACCCACACUGCCUCCUCCACAGCUUCCUGUUCAGUCCCAGACUCAGCCAGCCCCACAACAUCAGGGGCCAUCCCAGCAGAUGCCUCUGCACCAGGCCCGCCACAUGCAGCACAGUCAACAGCAGCCGCAGCAGCAGCCGCAACAGCAGCAACUGAACUACCAGCAGGUUCCUGGGCUGGCUGGACAGUCCCAAGGAUCACAACACAAAGUACCCAUGCCCACCAACAAAGCACAGCAGAUCAUCCAACAGCAGCAAGAACAGCCUUCCCCUCGUCCAGCAAAGGCCGACCCUUACAACCCUGGUGAGUCAGCGAGGACGAUACCAAAAUGGACUUUUUCACUCACUGCACAAGUUAACUGUUGUUUUACUCUCUCUAUUGUUUUGGCAGGUAAUGUGAGGGACAACCCUUCACCUUUAAUGAUGCAUUCCCCACAACUUCCUCAGUACCCACCUGUCUCUCACCAUUCUCCCCCUCACAACAUGCAGUCCAAAAAGGUGAGCACCGGUCUGACACAAGCGUGUGAAAACAUGAUGUUGGCGCUGCAAUGUCUCACCUCUUACUUUUCCUCUAAUGCAGCAAAGAGCCCCUGUGAGUCAAGGUGGAUUAAAAGAGGAGAAACUUCCUUUAUCACCCGUGAUGAGAGGAGAGCCGUUCAACCCUGAAAUGAGACCAGAACAUAACAAACAUCCUGAUAGCAAGCCUCCUCAACCAAGCCAUGGCCAACAGAGUGAGUUUUCUCCUUUCUUUCUCCCAGGAUUUCAAUCAAAUGUUAAUUACAAAGCUGCAUGUGAUAUUGAGGCCGUGCCUGUGUGCGUUUUCUGCUCUUGAGUAGAUGUGAAGUCCAUGGACAGCUCACGACCCGUCAUCCGCUCCUCUGAGCCUAGCGGGCCACCAUCCUCUCUGCAAGACAAGGAAAAGUUUAAGCAGGAGUCUAAGGCCCAUAUCAUCUCCAAAAAAGUACAAGUAAGUGUAACCGUCACUUUUUUUGAAGUUAUUUGGUUUAAUCCUAAAGCGCUAAAAAAAAUUGUGACCAUAUCUUUUUUCUGCUUUUUUACUUUGUCAGGAUGUAAAACUGAAGAACAUGGGCUCGUGGGCCAGCCUGGCACAAAAGUCCACAUCUACGCCCUUGUGUGCAGUAAAGUCCUCGAGCGACAGCUUCGAACAGUUCCGUAGAGCUGCCCGGGAAAAAGAGGAGCGGGAGAAAGCCCUCAAGGCCCAAGCCGAGCAGGCGGAAAAGGACAGGCUACGCAGAGAACAGGACAAACUUCGGUGAGGUUGCCAGGAAGAAAUUGGAGAAAAUAUCUAGACAGCCACAUUAUCUAUCAUGAGGAAUUAAGAGAGAAGCUUUAAUUUACUGUGUCUGCUCAACAAAACCGUCAUAGAGGCCUUUUCUUUUUUUAGCUUAUGUGCAGUUUUCAUAAUACAGUAGAAUUAUUUCACAGAUUCUGCCACAGACUCAAAAAACCCUUCAGCAUAAAGGAGAUUGUAUUGUAAAGAUAUGCCAUGCCCUCUGGUGGCCACAACGUGGAACUGCAGCAGCCUCACAGACUCAGCUGAAAGUACUGGGAGUUUUUUUCAGGCAGCGAGAACCAGGAAAUAUUUUCUAAAUUCUUUGUAAACCUUGAAUUGAAUAUAUGAAGGAUUAUUAUAUUUUUUGGACUAUAAGACGCACUUAAAAUCCUUAAAUUUUCUUGAAAAUUGACAGUGCACCUUAUAAUCCAGCGGAUUUUAUGUAUGAUUACUUGUUGUGCUCACUGACUGGUUUUAUGUGGUACAAUGUGCUCAAAAAUCUGUCGAAAUGUGAAAGUACGACUGUGUUAUGUUGUGUCACUACCUACUCGGCCCCAUAACAGGACCCCUGAGCAGUCUACAAGUUACACACUACCAACAAUAAAUCAAUCAAUGCUUAAUGUGCCUUACAAUCCGGUGCACCUUACGUGUGAACACAGACAUGUUAAUUCACAGUGCGCUGUGUAAUCCGGUGCGCCUUAUCACCUGAAAAAUAUGGUUAUUUUAUUCCCGCCAGUGUGUUUUUGAUUUACUGCUUAUACUCUCACAUAUUUAAGACAGCCAUCCAGCUGUGAAGCUCCUGUAGCAAUACCACAAGUAUCUCGCCUCACUUACUGAGACUUAUUCUGCUGUUUGUUCUCCAGAGGUCGGGAUGAAGAGGACAUCAUAGAGCCGAGCAGGAGGGUGCACAAAGAGCCACGCAGGCGUCCGGAGCAGCACAUCCAAGCUCCCGCGCAACAGCAACAGCAGACGCAGCCAGAGCCCCAGCCCACAAUUCAGCAACCUCCUCAACCCCCCACGCCACCUCAGCCUGCUGCUCAGAACCCACUAGACCAACAGAGAGAACUAGCACGUCGCCGAGAGCAGGAGAGGAGACGGCAGGAAGCGGUGAGACACUAAGUUUGAGAGUUUUUGAUACCAGUUAGCAUCUUAAAAGUUUGUAUCAGAAAUUUUCAGACGACGCCAACUAAAUGAUUCUUCUUGUUCCGUCUCGUUCCAGAUGGCAGCAACUAUUGACAUGAAUUUCCAAAGUGACUUAAUGGCUAUCUUUGAGGAGAAUCUGUUUUGAGGAGAGGAGCUACUGAAACGUAACUGCAAAAAAAAAAAAAAGAAGAAAAAACAAAUGAAAGGAUUAUGUAAACCUUCUAACGAAGAAAGAUUUGGUCACCCUGAACCACAGAGAGACCCGGUCUCUAAGUGGAUGUGGACUGACAGCCACAUCUCACUCGGCCCCGGUGGACUUGAACACACAACACACGGGGAUCAUCUCAAUGCUUUGGAUGUCAUUUCUUGGGAAUUUGGCAUUGCCUGCCUGAUAUCUCCUAACAGGAGAAAGAGGACCCCGUCGGCACUGUUGCCUUUCUUACACUCGCUUCUUACAGUGUUUGUGGGCGCAACAAUAAUUUGCAAGACUAAAGACAUCCAAAUAUGUAUGAAAUGCUCUGAUAAUGUUCUGACAGGCUGUGCAGAGGUGUUUUGAAACUGCCAGAUGUCUAUGGAUGUGAAGAAGACUGGUCUUUUUAUGUUCUGUUUUGUUUUAAUGGUUGUACGUGAACACAUGACAUGGUUGGGGGAGGCGACUUCCAUACUGUAAAUCAUGUAUAUUUCUCAGUAGAGAAGGUACAAUUUGCCUUACACCUCUUUCCUAAACAGACCAUUUUGUUCUGUGGCCUGCACUCAUGGACAGACAAUAACAUUUACAACCAGGAGAGGGAGCAGUGCAGAAACUUUUUUUCAUCAACAAGUAUCUACUGUAAAGAAGUAUUUUCUUAUACUACAAUAACUGUUUAUUUUGGAUCUUUCUUUUUUUUUUUUUUCUUCUGUAGGUCUUUGAAUCUUCACACCGACACACUCCACCAACUAUGUCUAUGCCAAACAACCCAUUAUCUUUUAUGCUAAAAUACUUUUCCUAAAACAUGGUAGGUAGCUGUUGGCAAAACAAACCCUGAAUAUAUGCAUUAUCACAGUUAAAGUGAGUAUUUAUCAAGAAUAAAUCGAUUAAAGUUUUAUCCUUUUUUUUUUUUUUUCUUAAUCAAAGCUAAAACAGGAAUUCGUUAGCAGAAGAAGGGAAAGGUCCAGCUGUUUCCGGGCUCCACUCUGAACAUGAUUUCACCACUAGUGUUGCACCAGUUAUUGUAUUACACUUAGAGACAUGAUUAACAAAAUGUCCGCGUCGUUGGCUCGUUUCUUUUGAGUAGAUGAGCGUCCUCUUGGUGUUCCUUCUGACCGUGUGCACUCUGACCUUACUUGAAGUUUUGAUCAAAUGUCAGCAGGCAGGGUGCCCAAGGAAGAGAGAGGGAUAAACCCAGGGAUAGAACCGAACCCCCUUUUAUGGUUUCACUGAAAUCAUGAGUGAAAACAGAGCUGAACGGAGCCCCCUUUUGUGUUUUUUUUUUUUUUUUUUUGAGUCAAACUGUCUUCUAAUUCACUGAGGGCACACUGUAGACGGCAUAAAAUAAAAAGACAAACCGACAAAAGUUAGGAAGCGGAAACUGCUGAAAAAAAAAACAGUUUUAAUUUUAUCUUUGUUCUUGUUCAAUAAUAGUGGAUGUGAGUUAUAAUUCUGUUCUUAGAGACAUUGGUUUGACUGGGGAUGGGUUGAAAUCUGAAUGCAUCUCGCCCUCUUUACUUGUCUCUUUUGGUGUUUUUCUCCAGUGCCUGUAUCGUAUUGCAAUUCUCGUCGGCUUAUAUUACACUCGGAGGGAGUAAAGACAGGGGUGAGUUAGGAGCGGGUGGUGUAAUAUUUGAACGGGGAGGGAGGUUUUUGAAAGAGUUUGUGUAAAAAAAAAAAACUAAUAAAAAAAAAAAAAAGGAAGACAGCAUUUUAUAUUUUACCCGGUGUCAAUAUUCGGGUUUUAAAUUUAGUUUUAGCUGGACUUCAUUGAGUGUACACACCUGACAACUUCUUUCUCUAUUUGUUCAAUCAGCAGAUUUUAGGUAGGUAUGUUUCAGCGUCGCCACACUAGCGUUUCAGUCUGGUCUGUGAGUGUGACUUUGUAAAUUUGGACGGCUGUGUGACUGCGUGUUUGUUUUCGUUUGUUUUGUUUUUUUCUUUUUUUUUUUUUUCACAGCGUGUGGUGCAGGGAGGCACGUUCCCCGAUGUAGAUAAGCAUUCUAUUGAUGAAGAGAAUAAACAGAUAAACAGUACUUCAGGAGAACUUGUUUCUGUGCUUAAGUCACCUUUUUAAUUUCUAUGAAGUCCACCAUAUAUGAGUAUAGAACUUUUAUUAUUAGACUGGUUUUGAAAGGGUAAAAAAAACGCAUAAUUUCAUUCCUUUUUAGCCUUUUUUUUUUUCUUUUCAUAAUAACUGUUGGACAUAACGUGCCAUGAGUUCCACAGAGAAUGUGCUGACCCGCAGCUCAGCCCAGAGUUUGCUUUAUUCAGGUAUUUUAUUUUGUGUUAAAUUUGUUCUGUUUUGGGGGUUUUGUUGAAACAUUUUCCUCGAUUUUUGUUUGGUAUGUGAGUGGUCUAUCGAGGUCUUUGAUUCAGUCUGUUAUGAUCAUUGAAUAAACUCAUCUGUUUUAUAGAAAAUAAAAAAAUAAACUAAACUCA
This is a messenger RNA of Xyrichtys novacula (pearly razorfish), 28022 nucleotides long. The record is from the annotation of a GenBank genome assembly. NCBI's taxonomy places the organism in Eukaryota, Metazoa, Chordata, Actinopteri, Labriformes, Labridae.